UGAGUCAGGCAUCAUUUUGUAGCUGUUAUCAACUCGUCUUUUCAUGCAACCUCUCAGUGGCGGAUUUAAGACGCUGCACUGACCAGUCGCUCCGCAGUGGCCGCGAUCCAACCUGACCCGGUUUCCCUUGCUUUCCCCUUAUGUCAAUUGAUGCCAAUGCAAGUAUGGCGGAAUUCGGCGACACGAACUCGCACAAGAUGACAGAGAAUCAUGUCGGUAAGCGAUGUAAUAAUCAGUGGGUGCGACUGAACGUGGGCGGAACGUACUUCCUGACAGCGAAGACCACUUUGGCGAGGGAUCCGAACUCGUUUCUGUACCGGCUGUGCCAGGAGGACUCGGACCUCAUUUCGGACAGGGACGAGACGGGAGCGUACCUGAUAGAUCGUGACCCCACGUACUUCAGUCCCGUCUUGAACUACUUGCGCCAUGGCAAGUUGGUCAUCAAUAAGGAUCUAACGGAGGAGGGUGUGCUGGAGGAAGCGGAGUUUUACAAUAUCACCGAGCUCAUUCGGUUAGUCAAAGAGAGGAUCAUCUUGAGGGACACUCGGCCACAGAGGGACUCCAAGAAGCAUGUCUACAGAGUUCUCCAAUGCCACGAGGACGAGCUCACGCAGAUGGUGUCCACCAUGUCGGACGGAUGGAGAUUUGAACAGCUAAUCAACAUAGGUUCUCAAUAUAACUAUGGUAACGACGAUCAUGCGGAAUUUCUGUGUGUGGUAAGCCGAGAAUACGGACCUAGUCAGCUCAGCAGUAAAGAAGAAGAAUCUACGGAUCGCGUUAAGGUUUUGCAGCAGAAGGGUUCACGCAUGUAAUGUCUAGAUCCGUCCUUGUUUUCCCUUGCCUCCCCUUAGUUUGAUCAGCUGUGCUGCAACAAGAUGAAGACUGUUUUCGUUUUUACAUUUAAAGUAUUAAAUUGUAAAACCCGCAUAUACUCUUUUCCAUUAUAUUCUCUCUGUCUCUAUUCCUAGAUAAUGUUAGUCUACAGGGACAUUACAGUGCAAAAAGAGGGGAUAAAGAACAUUUUAUAGAUAUGUAUUUAUUACAUAGCAAGAUACAUGAAGCUUUAAAAACCGAAAGUAACAUACGUUAUUAUUAAUUUAUUCCUUUUUAUUAACAGUGCCCGAAAGACGAAAAGAAAAAAAAAUGUCGAUCUCACACGAACGGAAUAGUUUAAUAAUUUCAUACGGUUUAUACAGAUAAUCGCUAUAUGACAAACACACAAAGUAAAAACCUUCCUUUUUCUAUAAGCACAUCUAUCUGCUUUUAAGGCAGAUAUGUUAUACAUAUAAAUAUAUAUAAAUAUAUAAAUAUAUAUAUAUAUAUAUAUAUACAUACAUACACAUACAUACAUACAUAGGUAAUAUAAUUAUAUUAAUAAAUGACGUUGUUCCAUAAUGGCUACAGUUAUAUUUUAGCUUUAUUGAAUACUUUAAUGAAUGAAUGGCAUUUGUGGAGGCAAUCGGUUUCAUACAAAUUUUUAUGAUAUGAUGGUAGUUUUUAUCUGUGGUAGUGAUACAGUUAGAGAUUGCCUUUUUGUACUAAAUUGUACAAAAGUUCUUUUUCCCCCAUCCGUAUUCUUAUCGUAAGAUGUCUAAAUUACUUACCUUCGCACUGCCGCUAUAAAACAUAAAGAUAUUUGUAUAUCUAACGUGAUAAUUUUCGAAAUCCAAGAGACGGCGCAUUACUAAUAACUAUGAAUAUGUAAAACUGACUUUAUACAUGUAUUGUUAAUACGGAAAGGAAUUUUUUCUAAACGAAGCAAUUGCAUUACCACUACUUGUUAAGGAAUACAGAUCUGAGAUACGUGAGAGAGAUAGGGGCUUUAUUCUCAAAAAUACUAUUGCGAAAGAAAUUUUAGGAGAGCGAGCACAAACGUAUACAAUUUAAGAACGUUUAUUGCGUAUUUUGUACGCAAAAACACGGAAUAAUACGAUUACAUUAUCGCGAAUCAAUGAGAUGUGUAUUAUCGGGAGAAAAAUUGUUUUCUUUUGUAAAUUAUUCGCAGUUGCAAUAUGAUCCCCUACAUCCGUAGUAAUAAAAUAAGUAUAUUUGCAACAGAUGUAGGUUGUCAAUUGUCGAAGGCCUAUUAAAAGAAACAAAAAGAGAAAGAGAAAAGUGUCCUAGACAAUAUAUGUAAAAUGUUAAAUGGAAGAGCAUAUAUAAUAUUGGCUUGUUAUAGAUGCCAUUAGUACUAUUGUACACGUGCGUAACCAUUAUCUCACACACGUGCAUUUACAUAUUUUUUUUUCAAGAGAAUAUACAGAGAAUAUACAUUCAACAAUACAAAUAAUCAGUUACAUUUUGCGCGCCAUUGGUGUUUGCUAUUUCGAUAUGGGCAAGAGAUACCUGCGUCAUCGAAAGAAAUAUACAUAUAUAUUUACAGAAUUAGAUAUUUACACAAGCAGCGAAAGAUAUAUAUGCAGUUGUGCGAUGUUUUGGCUAGCAACAAUUCAUUUGGUACUGCAAAAUUUCAGAAACUUUAGGACCAAUAUUGUUAAUCCCGCGUGCUAUGUACAGCGUUAUUUAGACUAAUAUAAGGCUAAUAUAUAUACUUUCUAGCUCAAAUCCAUGUAUUCUAAUCAUUAAUUUAGUUGGCAUUAAUGUUCAUUACUGUCAUAAUUACACGUAUGCGGAAACAUCAUCCUCUUUACUCGUGUAAAAUUUGUACUUUCAUAGGUAAAGAUUUCUAACGAUAGAUGAAAAAAAUUUACUUAUUCGGUGUUUGGCGUUAGAAAACAAUCGUACCGUUUAUAUUGAUUGAAAACUAAAAUUAUAAUGAUAGAAAAUAUUGUUACGUGAGAGAUAGGCGGCGUAAAGAAGCAGUUAUCGUAUAUGGAAGUAUUUACACGUACAGUUAUCACUUUACACAUAGGUUUUAUUUUUUACUUUAUUUUUUAUUAACUCGGAAAUUCAUUGCACUGUAGGAUACGUCGAAUAAUUACGCUAGAGUUAUGCGAGUGUUUCUAAUUAUUUUGAAUUUGCUUUCACCACGUCGCGAUUAGAAUUGCCUUUGUGAAAAUUUUUCUCAGAAUUUUUCAUAUAAUUUGUCACAAAUUUUUAUUAUAUAUAAAUUUCUGAAUUUCUAUAUAAGUUUGUGACUUUUACAAAAUUUCUCAGAUUUUUUAUUAGAAUAAUUUUCAGAAAUGUUGAAAAAAGUUACAUCUUUUUUAGAAUCUUUCAUAUGGAUCCUGAAAUAUCCAAAAAAUUUUCAUUUUAUAAUUUCUGAUGAAAUCUGAAAAUAUAAGAUAUGAAAAAGUAUUUUAAAGUAUUUUUUAGAAAUUAUAGAAUGUGAAAUCUUUCUCUUAGGGUAAAUUUCAUUAUAUAGAUACAGGUACAAUUUUAAGUAGAUGUAGAUUUUUUUUUAGUACUUUUGAAGCGUUUUAAUUCAUAUAAAAAUUUUGGGAACAAUUUUUACCAGGGCGAGCUCUUACAAGCAAGCUGCGCUGAGUUGUUUGCAGAAAGCUUGUAUAUUAAUCGCAAGAAGAUACAUUUUCUGAAUGUUGAAGAUAUUUUAAAGAAACAGGUGUCACAUGCGUGUACAUACAACCAUCCGUUGCGUUUUCGUAUUGUACAUGGAUGUGUAAAGAUCGUUCUGCGAUAGCGUAAACGUAGUCGCAAGUGAUUGUAAAAUAUUGUAAAGUGCAGUUGUAUUCUAUUUCCAUCAAUGUAAAUUAACUUUAAUCUUGGUUUUUCUUGAAACUAAAGAAAAAAAAAUAAAGAAGUUAAACUGAAAUUAAAGUCAAUUCGCUCAGAUAGAAAUAAACAUACAACUGCGCCUUGCAAUCAUUUACAAUGUUAUGUUUACACUAUUGCAGAACGGUCCUAACGUGAAACGUAAUCAAAAUUUAUUUAACGGUACAUUAAUAAGUAUAAGUAUUCUGAUAUGAUAAAAGUAUAGAAUCUUUAGAACUUUUUAUGCAAUAACUUUUAUCUCUAGUAGUGCAAUUUGCAAUAAGUGAUGAGCAGGAAGAGCAGUAGAUAUUUAACGCUGUUAAUUUUUUUUUCGCCAGUCAUGCAGUCGUAGUCUCGUCCCUGACAAAUUAUAAAUUGAUAGCAACUUUUAUGUAUUAAAUAGUAGUAAUUCAUACGUGCGGAUACAUGACAUUGAUAUUAUCAAAUGUUAGGUGAGCUUAUAUUAAGUAGUCCUUACGAUUAUAGCGUGUGAUUUGUCAAGUGAGAUAAAAAAUUAAAUGCAAAUUGUUUGUAUUAGUUGUAACUUGUAUGAAAUAAAAGAUUUAUUAUAUACCUUGAA
Solenopsis invicta (red fire ant) is the source of this 4252-nucleotide messenger RNA. RefSeq names its product BTB/POZ domain-containing protein KCTD5 (gene inc). Gene Ontology annotation, cellular component: Cul3-RING ubiquitin ligase complex; cytoplasm. NCBI's taxonomy places the organism in Eukaryota, Metazoa, Arthropoda, Insecta, Hymenoptera, Formicidae. The record is from RefSeq and is a predicted model, not a curated record. Gene Ontology annotation, molecular function: cullin family protein binding. The transcript is spliced from 4 exons. Gene Ontology annotation, biological process: protein homooligomerization; proteasome-mediated ubiquitin-dependent protein catabolic process. Bases 141 to 812 code for a protein of 223 amino acids.